This is a messenger RNA of Colletotrichum truncatum, 1740 nucleotides long. RefSeq lists its product as uncharacterized. NCBI's taxonomy places the organism in Eukaryota, Fungi, Ascomycota, Sordariomycetes, Glomerellales, Glomerellaceae. The record is from RefSeq and is a predicted model, not a curated record.
AUGGCAAGCGAUAACACCGCCUACGUACAAGACGCCGACGACGAUACCGGCUACGCCAUCGGAGAGAAAACCUACGCCCGCUCUAUUGCUCCCGGCAGCCCAACCAAAGAAAAGGCCAACAGUGGCAAAUCUCGUGGAAAAGACACCAUGAGGAGAUCAUCGUCUUCCCCCCAGCAUGGUCUGACAGACUCGGACGACACCGUCCACCCUACACCUACAGAGAAAAGGGAUCGCGCGAGACGCCUAAAGGAGAGGGAGUUGAGGGAGCGUGAACGCAAAGAAGAGAGCCGCCGCAUCAAGGAGGAGCAAAAGGCUGCUGAACGUCGCGAGCGUGAAAAGGCCACCCACAAGAAGUCCGCUGUUCGACCCUCUCCCAAGCAUGUCAAGACGGCCCCAAUCGUCCACACUCAACACUCGGAUGAGUACCGGAGGCCACGUUUUGAAGAUGAGGCUUCUCAAUACGGCAUCCAGCCGGCUCCAGGACCCGGAAACCGCCAGAGGGCCAUGCCCAAGCGCCCCAAUAGCUAUUACGGGCAGGGCUCCCGACCACCCCCUGCCAACGAGAGAUGGUACGCCCAGAACACGCCGUUCCCGUUUCCUCCGCCUUCGAUGCAGCCAUUGCAGCCGAUGCAGCCGAUGCCUCAGAUGCCUCACCAGUCCCCAUUCACGCCGGGGACGUCGUACCCUACACCCUCAUGGGCUCCGGCUGGCGGCGUACCUCAUCCAGUGCAAGCCCCGCCGUCAUCAGCAAGCGACUACUUCCCGCCUUCUCAUGCCCCUUCAAAUGUUCCUCACCACGCUCCUCCGGUCGCUCAGGGACAAGCCCAUCUGGCACAACGCUUUCAAAGGCCUUCUUCUGCUAUGGGCUACCGCUCCAUGUCCUCCGGCUCUUUCGAGCACGACCCUUACGAGAAAGAGAACGUCGUCAGGCGGCGAUCAGUAAAGGUACGCGAUGUCGAAGCCCGGAAGCUCAUGCCGCCUCCGCCUCGGCCAAAGACGAGCCAACCUCCUCGACAGGCUCUUAAGCCACCCCCGGCGCCGCGACAAAUCACUUCAACGGGCUACGAGUCUGAAGACCUAGACGGCGACGAAUCUCUAUAUCAGGAAGUUGUGCGAUACGAAUAUGACGACGGUGUCUUGGACCGGCCUCGCUCUCACCGUCGAGGUUCAAGUGCUUACAGCCGCGACGGUUACCGCAUUGAGCCUGCAUCGAGUAGCGCCCGGCGUCACUCGUACAUGGGCGUUUCUGCCGGCAGCUACUCAGAACAAAAGUUUGCCGCCGCCGAGGACGCUGCUCUGGCUUACCAAAAUGGCGUCAACGGCGGCCCUACCACGCCACUCACUGCGGCGGCACUUAAAGCGGCCAAGAAGAGCAAGAGCAGUCGUUCCAGUGGUAGCAGCGAGAGCCGCGACGAAAGCGAGUUCCGGCAGAGCGCUACGACGCGGACCACUCGAUCAUCUGCCAUUGACAGCGAAGACGUCACCAUCAAGGUUACCGGCAGCGCCGUCCUAAAGAUCGGCAACGCCGAGAUCCAAUGCCAGGAUGGUGGUGAAAUCAAUAUUACCCAGGCCGGCCGUCUUGGGGGUAGCGACAAGGCGAGCACCAUCUACUCAGAUGAUCGCCAAAGCCGGAGGGAGAGACUGCCCAUCCGUGCCCGAGCUUCGAGCCAAGCCGACUCGUGGGCCCAAAGCCAGGUUAGCGAUUACUAUCCUUCGCAGGGAAGACCGCCAUUCUUUUGA